This is a messenger RNA of Populus euphratica (Euphrates poplar), 1349 nucleotides long. RefSeq names its product aminoacylase-1-like. The record is from RefSeq and is a predicted model, not a curated record. The coding region runs from base 1 to 462 and encodes 153 amino acids. The transcript has 3 exons. NCBI's taxonomy places the organism in Eukaryota, Viridiplantae, Streptophyta, Magnoliopsida, Malpighiales, Salicaceae. Gene Ontology annotation, molecular function: aminoacylase activity.
AUGAAUAUGCAACCUUCGGAGGCAGAAGCAGGGUUUGAUCUUAGAUUGCCUCCUACAGCGGACCCGGAUCUUGUGAAGAAAAGAAUUGCUGAAGAGUGGGCGCCAGCUGUACGAAACAUGACAUACGAGAUAAUUGAGAAAGGACCCUUGAGAGAUUAUAUGGGACUCCCGUUAAUGACAGCAACAGAUGAUUCGAACCCAUGGUGGUCUGUUUUCAAGCAAGCCAUUGCAGCAGCUGGAGGAAAACUUGCAAAGCCUGAAAUAUUGCGUUCAACUACUGAUGCGCGGUUCAUGAGACAGUUGGGGAUUCCCACUUUCGGAUUCUCUCCAAUGACAAAUACCCCUCUUUUAUCCCAUGAUCAUAACGAGUUCUUGAAGGACACCAUAUUCUUGAAAGGAAUUGAGGUUUAUGAACAUAUAAUUCAUGAGUUGAGUUCGUUCGAGGAAGCUAAUUUAAUAUAGAUGUUCUCAGUUUGGACAUGACUGUAGGACCAAUGUAUGGCAUGCUGAUUUUGAUGCGGCGGGGUUGUCAUGACUGGUAAGAUAUGCCAUGUGCUUGCAUCAUUUUGCUAUGUGUAGUGUAAUCAUUUACUUAGUUGAUAAGAGCGCUUAUCUAUAAGAUGAGCAACAGAGUUCGUUGUAUAUGGACCUAUUAAAACCCAUUGUACGGACUCCACUAAUUGAUAGUUGACCUACUAUUCCGUCAUUUAAACCCGAAUGUGAUCUGAAAUUGAGUUGUGAGAAGGUGCUUCUGUGAUAGCAUUAGAAUGUUGGCUGUGGAUGUGACCUGCAUCUGGUAACUGGCAUUCAAUACUGUACAUCAAAGAAGUUUCAUCGAUGAUAUAUAUGAAGGUCUUUUCUGUUAUGCGUCGUGGUAGCUCUUUUUCCCUUUUCUUUUUAAUUCUUAAAAUUUUGAAGGUUUGGGUAUCAUUAAUGUUUGCCAAUGUGAAUGUGUACAAGAAAACAGCUGGUUCUUUCGGAUUAUUUCCAUCUAACAUAUGCCCUGUUUUCAUCUCAUGCAUUUGCUAACGUGAUUGGAGUACCUACAUAAGGCAGAGUCAGAGGGAGGCAAAUAUGUGUGCAGAUAAAUGCAGUUUGGCACUCAAGGCUUUGAUACCCCACCUCCUGCCAUUUCCCAUAUUUUGUAUGUAUCAGGAUAUAAGGGUGGGCUGGUGGCGAUUCCUCCUCCCAUUGCGAAAAAAGGAGGAGAAAAGAAAAGAAAAGAGGAAAGGGUGCUGCUAAAUUCGCUACAAAAUUUGUUGUUCCCGCUACUUUCUAGAAUGACUAGUAAAUUUUCAAUGCCAGCUUUAAUAAUGAGAGUAGCAUACUAAGCUGCAAUGAAUUGGAUA